This is a messenger RNA of Talaromyces proteolyticus, 3774 nucleotides long. RefSeq lists its product as uncharacterized. The transcript has a single exon. Lineage: Eukaryota; Fungi; Ascomycota; Eurotiomycetes; Eurotiales; Trichocomaceae. Bases 1 to 3774 code for a protein of 1257 amino acids. The record is from RefSeq and is a predicted model, not a curated record.
AUGUCUACACCUCCAAUCCUUGUUCGCCCAGCGCUUGGUGAAGCUGCUUCGCUGGGAACGUUGUAUGAUGCUCGCACUGACUCCUUUCUCCCACUCUCAGCGCUACAGACGCAGCCUCCUUCUUCGGCCAUCACCAAAACUGACAUCCACGACAGUGAUACUCGGUACCUCCGCAAUGAUACUCUUAAAGAAAAGUUUAGUGGCUUGGACGUUAAAGCCCAGCUUGGUGCAAGCUUUCUAGCCGGUCUAGUCAAGGUUGAAGGAUCGGGGAAAUAUCUGACCGAGGAGAGAGACAGCAACUUGGUUGCUUAUCAGACCUUGCUACACAAUAUCACCACUGUCAGCGAAAGACUGGAAUUCCAGGCGAAUGAAGUUCAAAACUCUCUUUCUUGGUCUACAUUGGAAACUGGUUAUGCUACCCAUAUUGUGUUUGAGAUUGUUUGGGGCUCGCGGAGCGUCGUCACGGCGAAGCAGUCCCUUUCCGCAAAGGACAAUGCGAAAGCUGUCAACGGCAACUUGUCUAGCCAGCUCAAGUUUUGGGAGACAUUUGGUGAGGGCAAAGGUGAGGUGAUCAAUGGAGAUCAGAGCUUGGAUAGGUCAUUGGAGGUCACUGUCUUUGGCGACGUCCUUCCGAGUGAUGGCCUCGUUCCAACUGAUCUUGCAAGCGCGUUCCGUUUUCUCACCAAGGUCCCAGUUUAUAUUGAGAAUGCCAAUAGUGGAAAGGGAAAGCCUCUAACCUACAAGUUGAUGCCGAUAUCUUUGCUUGCUGGUGUAGUUGACCGCAGGUUUUCGAUACCACUUGUAAUCCACAACCUUGAGACCGAAUGCUUCGAAAAGUUUGUUCAGCUAUUUGACGAAAUUACGGCUGCUCGUCAGGAGUUAAACGAUUACCGCACUUUUCUUGGAAAGAACCGUGACUAUGUUCCUCAGGACCAUAUUCGAAGUGUCGGGAAUAGGAUUUCGGAAGUCAGACACUUGGAGACCCAUCUAAAAGCACUGUAUGCCAAGGCAUUACAUGGGGUAAGAACAGGUGCAGAGGACAAAAGUUCUCUAUGGGACUUGCUGAAAGAUUUUUAUUCGAGCAACUCUAAAGUACAGCGGCUAGCGGACAUAAUCUUCGGCAAUUACAAAGAAAAGAUCCGAUUCCUGAAUGAUUUAGUAGACCGAGGAGCUAAGUACGUGGGAUUCAAUGGCGAGUCUCUUGACCUCGAGCUGGGUAGUAACCCGGACAUUGAUAUAUAUGUCUUUCAUUUCAGCGAGACUGCGAAAUUGCAUUCAGAACUGUGGAAGCAGAACUUGGCAAUUAUCUAUCAGCUUCUGAAUGACUCGGCGUGCCGGAUUCGCGUCGUUCUCAAGGAUCAUGAUGCGGUUGAAGAGAGGCUUGAUGUACCGAAGAUUGUUCUCAUACGGAGCGCUGAAGUAAUCAUUCCGGAUGUUCUCCAAGAACGGAAACUCUCUUCCGGCAAGUGUUUCGCUCAAUAUAACGAAGUGUAUCUUGAUAAUGGAUGUCCCAAACCAGUCCGAAGAGUCAUGAUGAGGAUUCCAUGCCCAAAAGUUUACUGUGGUCCAGCCACAAGCCACGACUGGUUUUGUACCAGGUGUGGCGCAUUGAUUGAAUAUGGCCACAUCGACGACUACCUGUAUUGCGAUUGCGGGCGUUGUAAGUACACUUGGUGGAGCUUUCGAUGCUCGAAUACCAAGCAUGGCCUGGAAUUCAAUACGUAUAACAGCGUCAAUCUCCUUCGACUUCUUAAGGGACUAGAGCCAUUCGAGGAGUUGAAUAUUUUGAUCCUUGGCCCCACUGGUGUGGGAAAAUCAACCUGGAUUAAUUCUUUCGUGAACUAUCUUUCUUUCCCAUCACUGGACGACGCUAUGAAUAUGGAGGAGCUUUCCUGGAAGAUACCGUUUGCAUUCAACACUUACAGCGUAAGGGAUGAUGGCGAGUUCGAAAAGAUUAAAGUGAGCUACGGCAUUAAGAACCAGCCGACGAAUGGACCAGUUGCGCAGCAAGCCAGCAUUGAAGAGGUCGAUGGCACCACUGGUGAAUCAGCAACCCAGAAUGCUACAGUACAUCGGGUCCUAAUUGGAGAAUGCCUUGUGAGGAUUAUCGACACGCCAGGUAUUGGCGACACACGAGGAGCUGCUCAGGAUAAGAAAAAUAUGGCGGAUAUCUUGAGUGUCAUUCGAGGGUAUGAAAAGCUUCACGGGAUCCUUAUUCUACUUAAACCGAAUGAGCAGAGACUGAGCAUUAUGCUGCGCUUCUGUAUCCAAGAACUCUUAACACACCUACAUCGCGAUGCUGCAACGAACAUAGCAUUCGGAUUCACAAACACAAGAGGCACUAGCUACACUCCCGGUGACACAUUCGAUCCCUUGCAAACACAAUUGAACGGGUAUGGACAUAUUGACAUUGGUCUCCGAGCACGGAAUGUGUACUGUUUCGAUUCCGAGAGUUUUCGCUACCUCGCUGCCCAGAAACAACACGAAAAGUCAUUGGGCCAUUUGGAGGAGAAUCGUAAGAGUUGGGAGCACUCAGUGAAGGAAUCGAAGCGUCUCCUUGAUCACUUCAAGAGCAUUCAACCACACCAAGUCACUAGUACUGUGAAUUUGUAUGAAACAAGACACAGAAUUAUCCAGAUGACCGAGCCAAUGGCGGCCAUUGCCGAAAAAAUCAAGUCCACUAUAAUGGUUAAUGAGGACCACAUCAAAGAUCUCAUGCAUAAUGAUUUGAAAAAGAAAGAUUUAGAGAAGAAGUUGAGAAUCUGUGUGAACACGCUCAUUGCCGUUGCUGUUGACAAGCCACGAACUGUAUGCGGUCAUGCUGACUGCGUAGAACACUCAAAUACUGGACUAAUAGGAACGGAUGGAAGGCCACUGCUAGGAACUGUGUACAAGACUUUAUGUCAUGACCCAUGCUAUUUGGACAUCCAGGUCGACAAGAUGGGAGUUUCUGGCUUACAAAAUUGUUGGGCCAUGAAUGGAAAUGGUACCUGCCGAUUAUGCAGCCAUUCGUGGAGAAUUCAUCUCCAUAUCAGACACGAGUACGAAGACGGAAGUACAGAGAUCGAUAAUCCGGUGGUUGUGGAAGCUCUUAAGAGAAACGCAAGCGACCGCGAGAGGAAAGAAGCCGCAAUCGCAAAUAAGGCGAAACUUAUCAAAGACCUCGAGUUCGAACUGAAGAUGAUCCGUGAUGCAGCCGCCCAAUUUAGUAUCUUUCUUAAAAGGAACGCCAUCAUGCCGGUCAACGACGCAACUUUGGACUACUUGGAUCUUCAGAUAGAACAGGAGAAAGGGAAAAUUUCUGAAGGGGGUAGCAGAGAUAAGUUUGAGAGACUUACUGACUUCCGAAAGCUGUAUGAACAAGAAGUGAAGACACUUACAGAGUACAUGGAACAGGGCGAUAGUCAAAAGUUGUUGGACCAAGCUGGAGUUGAAGGUCUUAUGCAGCAAUUAUACUCUCUUCAAUAUUACGGGAGCCAACUGCGACAAGCGAAGCAGGUCCUAGACAGAAUAGGAGUGGUUACCAAUAGAGAGAAAACGCAAGUGGUGCGUGCGAACGCACAUUUCACGGAGCGAGGAGAGCGGGCCAUAGAGACAAAGAAAGCUGCUGCGGUUACAGUCAAGGAUAUUGGAGAAAGAAGGACUGCUUCCAACAGUUGGACCGGUUGGACCGUGUCGACACUUGGAACAGUACGCGAGGCAGUUUGGCCUCCUGGAUUCUGGUCGAUGCUAUCGAAAAAAGAUUCCGGAAAUGUUACUAAAGGCAAUAGGUAG